GAGACUAUCGGAGUCAUAAAUGCCGGGAGCGAGCGAGGGAGGGGGAGAGAAAUCAACCGCCUGGAAGAAACGUCCACUCCCUUUCUCCCAUAAAUAAGGCUCCCCUGGCCCUUUCGUUCCCUUUGAUUUCUGCCCCUUUCUCUUUCCCUUUCUCUCUCUGACCAAAGAAAGAAGGGAAGGUGAAGAAAGAGAACAAAAGGAAAAAAACAGGAAGGAAGAGGAAGCUGAGAAUUCUUUUUUGCCUUGUAUUUUUCAGCCAUGAAUCCCGAAUAUGAUUAUCUUUUCAAGCUUUUGCUUAUUGGAGAUUCCGGUGUGGGAAAGUCAUGCCUUUUGUUAAGAUUUGCGGAUGAUACCUAUCUGGAGAGUUACAUCAGUACCAUCGGUGUUGAUUUUAAAAUCCGCACUAUUGAGCAGGAUGGGAAGACAAUUAAACUUCAGAUUUGGGAUACAGCUGGACAAGAGAGGUUCCGGACAAUUACAAGUAGUUAUUACCGUGGUGCUCAUGGCAUCAUUAUUGUAUACGAUGUUACAGACCAGGAAAGCUUCAACAAUGUGAAGCAGUGGCUGAACGAGAUUGACCGCUAUGCUAGUGAUAAUGUGAAUAAGCUCUUGGUUGGAAAUAAGUGUGACAUGACUGCUAAGAAGGUGGUUUCCUAUGAAACAGCCAAGGCAUUUGCUGAUGAGAUUGGGAUCCCUUUUUUGGAGACAAGUGCAAAAGAUGCUACUAAUGUUGAGCAAGCAUUCUUGACUAUGGCAGCCGAGAUAAAAAACAGAAUGGCCAGCCAGCCAGCUGCGAAUGCAGGCAAACCAGCGACCAUCCAAAUGCGAGGCCAGCCUGUUGUUCAGAAGAGCGGGUGUUGCUCUUAAAUGGAAUUGGGUGCUUGAAUGUGGCUUCAAAGUGCAGACGGAUGCCCUUGUUCCCAUGAUUCAAUUUGUCGUGGGAGCUGGAAGGCCUUUGAGGACUUCCAUUGAUGGUAGCCACAUACUUGUAUGGCUUAGCCUGUGACACAUUUUUGUGGUCUGUAAUUCAGCAUACCUUCUUGCGUCGGAUUUGAAAACUUUACCGAUCAACACAAGAAAUGAUUUAACUGCAGUUAGACUGCAUUUUCCUGUCA
Messenger RNA from Nymphaea colorata (pocket water lily), 1115 nucleotides. RefSeq names its product ras-related protein RIC1. The record is from RefSeq and is a predicted model, not a curated record. Lineage: Eukaryota; Viridiplantae; Streptophyta; Magnoliopsida; Nymphaeales; Nymphaeaceae. The coding region runs from base 259 to 867 and encodes 202 amino acids. Gene Ontology annotation, molecular function: GTP binding; GTPase activity. The transcript is spliced from 8 exons.